AUGCUCCGGGCCGCGUCGGCCGACGGCCGCGUCGCCGACCUGGCCGCGGCGCUGACGUCGUCGGGCCUCAGCGACGUCGACUUCUACUGCCUGUUGGACUACGAGGCGGACCCGGCCCUCAAGGACCCGGCGACCUUCGAGGCCGCGCACGCCGCGGCGCGCGAGGCCGCCAAGCGCGCGCUGCGGCGCGUCGCGCUGCCGGCGUCCUGGUCGUCGCGCGCGGACUCGGGCGCCGCGCUCGCGGCCGCCGCGGCCGCGCUCCUCGGCGAGCUCGAGGACGCGAAGCGCCACUACGGCCUCGACGACCCGCCGUCCCUCGCGCUCGUCGCCGCGCUCGCCGCGCCCGGCGCGCUCGCGGCCGUGCCCUGCGCGCGGCGCGACGUCGACAUCCGCCAGACGGCCGCCGGCGUCGCGCUCCGCUUUUGCGGCGAGUCGCGCGCGGCCUACGUGUCGGACAACGCGUCCGUGGAGCACCGCGACGCGCGCUGCGUGGCCGCCGACGACGUCUGCGCCUUUUCGCUCGUGCGCCUCCUGUGCGGCUUCCGCGUGACGCCCGCGCGGGGCGCGGCCGCGGCCGCGCUCGCGGCGCUCCGGGGCGCGGACGCGAGCUGGGACGAGGACCGCGACGACGGGUCCGUGCUCUGCAAGGGCGAGGGCGUGGAUGUUUCUUUCCCGAAGCGCCUGGACGUGAACCUCGCGCUCUGGGCCGAGGGCGAGCGCGACGCGCCGGGCUCCUUCGUCUCGCGGGCGACGCUCGCGGCGGGCGGGCGCGCGACUUCGAUCCUCUGCGAGUCGCUCGACGCGCUCAUCCUCGAGCAGCGCGAUCUUACGUUCGGGAAGCGCGCCCAGCACCUCGUCAUCUGGCGCGUCGCCAAGUCGGCGAAGCGCCUGCGGCGCCUCGUGGAGCUGUUGGGCGUGAAGCUCUUGGCGGCGCCGGGCUUCGCGCCGCGGACCAAGGCCCAGGCGCUCCGCGUGCUCCACGCGACGCUCGCGGGCUUCUGCGACCGGAGCUUCCGGGCGAGCGCCGCGGCGGACAAGAAGACGCGCAAGUCCGCCGGCGGCGGCGCCGAGCCGUUGCGGGAAGCGAACGGGCCCCCGCGGACGGCCGUCAAGGCGCGGCGGCCCGCGCACCGCGACGCGCACCGGCCGCGCGCGGCCGUGGACGCCGCGGACCGCGUCGGCUUGGACGCCGCGGAGCUCGCGCGCUGCGACGCGCUUUUUGCGGCGGCGCUCGUCGACGCGUCGCUCGUGCGGCCCCUGGAGCACCUCGCGCUCCGCGCCUUCGGCGACGCCGCGGACCUCGCGCUGCCGCCGAACUUCGCCGCCAAGUGGGACGCGGUGUUGGCGCCGUUGGUGUCGCUCGUCGACACGUUCGCGGGCGCCGCGGAGGCCCUCGCGGACGCCAACGCGACGGCCCUCGCGGAGCACCGCCUCUACGACUUCGACCUCGGGACCGCGUGGGCCGCUUAA
Aureococcus anophagefferens is the source of this 1470-nucleotide messenger RNA. RefSeq lists its product as hypothetical. The record is from RefSeq and is a predicted model, not a curated record. NCBI's taxonomy places the organism in Eukaryota, Pelagophyceae, Pelagomonadales, Pelagomonadaceae. The transcript is spliced from 2 exons. Bases 1 to 1470 code for a protein of 489 amino acids.